Cyprinodon variegatus (sheepshead minnow) is the source of this 1937-nucleotide messenger RNA. RefSeq names its product WAP, follistatin/kazal, immunoglobulin, kunitz and netrin domain containing 1 (gene wfikkn1). The record is from RefSeq and is a predicted model, not a curated record. The transcript has 2 exons. NCBI's taxonomy places the organism in Eukaryota, Metazoa, Chordata, Actinopteri, Cyprinodontiformes, Cyprinodontidae. The coding region runs from base 178 to 1935 and encodes 585 amino acids. Gene Ontology annotation, cellular component: extracellular region. Gene Ontology annotation, molecular function: protein binding; serine-type endopeptidase inhibitor activity.
UCCUGUCCCUCAGGGUUCUCCUCUUUGUCGCUGUGGACCUUAAUUAUCCGGGGAGCAUAUCUUAAAGCGGCCCAAUUAGCACGCGCUCAUUCCAAAACUCAUCACACAUCACGCGCUUUUUUAUUUAUUUAUUUUUGUUCGUUGGAGGGAUGGAAUUACUGGUUGAAAACAGCCACAAUGUCUGAGAUAUUUCUCCAACUUUUGCAAUUCGGGCUGUCAAGAGACAAAAGGAGGCAAAACAAAGUGCCGUGGACGUGGACGCGCGUGUUAUUGUGGGUGCUUUUGAUGUGUAGUUGUGUGGAUGUUUCUCUAAGUGGUGUGGCAGGAUCCACGGCUGAACACGAAGGAUUUUGUCCAAACAAGCUGAACUCUAAUCUUUGGGUUGAUGCGCAGAGCACCUGCGAGAGGGAAUGCAGCGUCGAUGAGGACUGCGCAGAACAUGAGAAAUGCUGCACCAAUGUGUGUGGCCUCAAUAGCUGCGUUUCUGCACGUUUCUCUGAUGGCACCCCUGCUCAGCCGGGUGGGAAGGAAGGAGACAGUGGAGAUAAUUCCUCCAUUGCAACCUGUGAUGGUUUCAUCUGCAGCCAGCAGGGGGCAACCUGUGACAUCUGGGAUGGACAGCCCAUCUGUAAGUGCCAGGACCGCUGUGAGAAAGAGCCCUACUUUACCUGUGCGUCGGAUGGCCUCACUUACUUCAACCGCUGCUACAUGGACGCAGAAGCCUGCAUCAGGGGAGUGACUUUGACUGUGAUCCCUUGCCGUUUCUACCUGGCUGGUCCACAUACGAGUCCUUUUCCUCUAGAUACUACAGUUUCUCCAACCCCCACAUCCUCCCAGGAGGACCCAAUGCCUCCAACGCUGUACUCUAACCCUCACCAUCAAUCCAUCUAUGUCGGAGGCACAGUUAGCUUUCACUGCAACGUGAUCGGCGUUCCAAGGCCUGAUGUGACGUGGGAGAAGCAGAGUGAAAGGCGUGAGCGGCUAGUCAUGAGGCCGGACCAGAUGUACGGGAAUGUAGUCAUAACCAACAUUGGACAGCUAGUGGUGUACAAUGCCCAGGUCUGGGACACCGGCAUAUACACAUGUAUCGCAAGGAACUCUGUCGGAGUUCUCCAAGCAGACUACCCGCUGUCUGUUAUCCGCCGAGCGGAUGAUUUUUCAGAGGAUCCUGAGUUGCCCAUGGGGCGACCGUUCUCUCCAGCAGACUGCCUGGCUGAGGUUGACACUAAAGUCUGCAGCGGGGAGCGUCACGUGGACUGGUAUUACGACAGCAAGCUGGGCUCCUGCAUGACCUUCAGCAGUGGCGGCUGCGACGACAGUCGUAAUCGUUUUGAGACGUACGAGGAAUGCAAGGCGUCCUGUCAGAGAGAGGGAAUGGGGAUCUGCUCCCUGCCAGCGGUUCAAGGUCCGUGCAAAAACUGGGAGGCCCGCUGGGCCUGGAAUUCCUUGAUGAAACAGUGCCAGCCGUUUGCUUACGGCGGAUGCCAGGGAAAUGCCAAUAGCUUUCGCACUAAAAAGGAAUGUGAGGCAAACUGUCCGCAGGCCAAACGGAAACCAUGCAGGACUUGUCGGAUGAGGGGGAAAAUGAUGCCCACCUUGUGCCGCAGCGACUUCGCCAUCGUUGGGCGGCUAAUGGAGCUCAUCGAGGACCUCGAUUCUGGUUUGGCUCGCUUUAGCCUGGACGAGGUACUGAGGGAUGAAAAGAUGGGCCUAACUUUCUUCAACACUAAAAACUUGGAGGUGACCAUCAUCAAGAUCGAUUGGAGCUGUCCCUGUCCCAACAUCACCAUGGAGCACAACCCCUUGUUGGUGAUGGGUAUGGUGCAGGAUGGCAUGGCUAUCAUCCAGCCAGACAGCUACGUGAAAGCCAUAACUGAAAAAAGGCUCCGCAGGCUCAGGGAUGCCAUCAAUAAAAAAGCAUGUGAGAAAUUGUAGAG